AUGGUCCGGGAUGACUCCUCUGAAGAGGUGGCAUUUGAGAUGAGACCUGAACGUUUUGAAGAAACCAGUCAGCUCCAAGGGGAGAGCAUUCCAGACAUAGGGAAUAACAAGUACAAAGACCUUGGAAGUGGGCAAGGAGCGGAAAGAAAGGGAAGGAGGGGAGAGGGGCGGAGUGAGGCGCGGGGACUGCGGCGGCAGCGGGUUGCCCCAGGUCGCGGGCACCGCCCGGGCGGGAACUUGGGCGCAGUGGACUGGCUGUGCGGGGUGACCUUCGGACGAGGCCAACUCGGAGGGGCAGCCGCCCGCUCUCGGGGACGUACUCGCCCCACAGCUGCGAACGCGGUGCCCCGGAUUCCAGCCGAGCUCAUCUCGCAGCUCGUCCCAGGGCAGAACGCGGGACGUACAGUCUCGGCAGCCCGAAUCCGCAUCUGGGCCUCGGCCCGCCGCCGCCUGGACACACCCCCGCCACCGCCCGGGUGGCCCCAGUGCCUCCCCCGGCGGCCCGAACCGGCAUCUCUCUCUCACCUGAACGGCGAGCCAGUCCGCCGCCUCGAGGGCUCCGGAAGCCGCGGCUGCGUGGCUCCGCCAGGAGGGUACUCGGCCCUUGUGGCCUGGGAGGCCCCGCGCCGGGAGCGGUCGAAGGAGGAGUCUGACGGGUGGCGGCUGAGCUUGGGCGGCUGGAGGAGGAGGAGGAGGAGGAGGACUCCGACGCUUCGCUCAGGGGAGAUCCACCCUCCUCCUGGCGGCUCUGCAGCAGCCGCCGCAGAUCACUUCCGGGGCGCUGGGGAGGGGGGCGGGGCGGCUGGGGAGCGACUUCCUGUCCACCGGCUGAGAGAAGGGUGAUCCCGGCCCAGGCCGGAAAAACAAUGGCUCGGAGGGCUCCGGCUGCCGGGCCUCCGCCCCUUGCGUGCUGAGGGCUGUCUGUGCUCUCCGGCGGCCCCACCCCCGGCUCUUUGAGCUCCGCGAGAUUGAAUACCAACUACAUUCCUGGCAUGAGUCAUUCAAGGAAUGUCCAAUCUAGUGGGCAGACAGACAUAAAAGCAAAUAAUUGAGAUUGGAAGUAUGGUAUAUCAAGGUGUACAGAGUAAUGAAUGGAUGGCUUUACUAACUGUGGGUUAGAGUUUUCAAGAUAAAUGGGCAUUUUUCCACUACAAAAAUAGGAGUGGGAUGGCAAAUCCGGAUCUGAACAGAAAGGAAAUCCAGCACGGGGACAAAUCAUAUGUUGAGAAGAAGCAUCAGUAAUAAUUACAGGUCUUAAAGUUCAAACUUAGGUUGCUGAAAAAGAUGAGGCUGGAGAUGACAACAGGAGCCGAAUCAUGGAUCAUCUAUGCCCUGGUGAGGCGAUGAGUGGACAGACUACAGUUUAAGCUAUUCUGUUGUUAGAGAACAGAUAACUUGGUGGUGGGAGGAGGGGAAGGAGAAGGGCAAGCAGAGAGCGGACAAGGGGUCAUUGCAGAAGUCAAGAAGAGAAAACUUAAGGACCCUUGUGUGAGUGGCUGUGAACAUCCAAAGGAGAUGGAUUCCUAAAAUAUUCAAGAGACCAGAUCAACUAAUACUUGGUUGCUAGGGGCAGCUGCAGGAUAGGAGAAUGGAAGAGGCAAUGAUGAUGCCUUGUUCUGCUUUGAGGGAGGAGUAAGGUAAGGGUGUAUUUUACCAAGUAAGAUAAGGAAGUGUCAGGAUGAGUCCUGGGAGGGACAGUCAUUUUUGCAGGAAAAAAUGAGUUUAGUUUUGGAACUGAUGUGUGAGGUAACAGUGGUGCUGUCUAAUGGUGGUUGAUAUGUGGGUCUAGAGUUCUGGGGAAGAGCUGGGCUGAAGUUGGAAACACCACAGGUUCACGUUACCACAUCCAAGCUGACUGCAGCCUUAACGCCAUUGAGCACAGUUUCAAAACCACUUCUUUCUCCCUGCCUUUACUUGGGAAAAUUACUGAAGUGCUGCAUUAAAAACCCCAAUAGGAGUGAUACGUGCCCAUCCAUAGACCAAUAUUCUAAUAUUUAGUGGUCUUCUAAGGACCCUAAGGAUCAGGUUUAGCAGAAACUGGAUAUAACAGUGGUAACUUAAUAGUAUGGCAUCAUUAACUCAAAAAUGAAAUCUGUGUUUAUAUUUUAAAGUUUUUUUCUUUUUUAUUCUGUAGGAAUUGUUCCAUUCCAAUAAAAUAUUUUAAAUUUAAUCAUUGACAACAGUUAAGCUGGCCAUAGGCUAAGGAUUGAGGAUGGUGGGUUGCACAAAUGUCUGCCGAAUGGAGAACUAGAAAGAGGAUGACUUCAAGAGGAAGCCAUAGGAAUGCCAUGAAAGAAACCUCAAAUGCAUUAGUCAGCCUGUCAGGUUGCUUUUCGGUGGCUCACAGCUAUGCUAAGCUAGCACAGAUCAGUCAGAAAUAGAAUAGCUCAUUUUGAGCAGAGGCUUCAGAAAACCACAAAUAGUAAAAGCCCUAUAAAUAAUAACUACACCUGCAAACCAAAGACUAAUUAUUAGUUUUUGCUCUAUAUCCCUGUAGAACAGCAUUUUUGAACACACACAACAAUGAGAAAUUUGUUCACUUCUUAGAUUAUUUAAGUACAAUAUUUUCAAUUUGCCUAGGAUAAAGAAGCAUUUAGGUGUGUUGAACAUUGAUAUAAUGGAUAAUAUACUGAGCAAGAAAUGAGAAUAAUUAGCUUGAGUUCGUUUUUUGUUCGUUGUUUGCCGUAUGACCCUAGCAGUGUCACUUAACCUCUCUAUGCCCUAGUUUCUUUGACUGUAAAAUAGAGAUAAUAACGUCUGUGAGCCACAUCUCAGAGAUAUAGGAAUUGACAAAUUGAUGCUAUGAAAGCUCUUUGAGGUAUUGGAUGAAAGGGCAUAAUUGUAAGUACAUAUUAUUAAUAAUUAGCUCUAAUAUCCAGUAGCACCCAUGACCAUUCCUAACUUUGCUGCCUGGAUUACUGAAAGAACAUGAAGGAUCCUGUUUGGAAAUACACUUAGAUCUUUUUUCUUGACUUGUGAAUUUACUGUUUACUAUUUAUGAUCAAACCUUGUGUAUUAAAUAUAGUUAGUAAAAGAGGGAAGUAAAAGGUUUUGGUAACCACAACUUUAAUGUUCGUGCUACUCAUAGCUAAUACAUGCUUUGGGGGAAAAUACAGGGUAGGCAGGGAUUUGCCAGGAGCAUGUUUUAGAAUUAAUGAUUAGUCUACUCCAGUCAGUUAAGUGGAAUUUUUGUAUUGAAAACAUUACUCAUGUCCCCAUAGAAUAAUGCAGUUCCUAUAGAAUUUAUAUACAGUCAAAUGUUUGACACAAUUAUAGUGAACAUUCCUGUGAGACUGUCAUUCUCAUCAGUGUUUAAUCAGAAACACGUAAUGAAAUAUAUGCGAAGUUUUGUCCAAUGUCUAUCCCUAAAGUAGAUGGAAAUUUUUUCCAUUAAGUUGGUGACUUCAGUAUUUCUCUUUAGAAAGGUAUAUGCAUAAUGUAAACAUUUAAAUAUAUUGGCUAUGUAAUUUGCAUAUUUAUUUUUAUAUACUUAUAUACCAAUUUAUCAAAUUAUUAUAUAAUGUAUAUUAAUGAUACAUCUGGUAAUGACAAUGACAAAUGAGCCUUCUCUGUGUUGUAGGGCCAGAUAAAAAGGUAAUAAUUGGUUAAUAGCCAUUUGUCAUCACUGGUGAAAAAUCAACUCAAAGUCAUGUUUUAUUAUUUAUUAGAGUUAUGAGCAUUAUCUAUAAAAUGACACCUUGACUGGGUGUGGUGGCUCACACCUGUAAUCCUAGCACUUUGGGAGGCUGAGGCAUGAGGAUCACUUGAACCCAGGAGUUCAAGGCCAGCCUGGACAACACAGAGAGUCUUCAUCUCUACAAAAAAGUUCAAAACACACACACACACACACACACACACACACACACACACACACACAAAGCCUGGCAGGCAUAGUGGCACUCACCUGUGGUCCCAGUUACUCAGGAGGCUGAGGUGGGAGGGUCCCUUGAGCCCAGGAGGUUGAGGCUAUGGUGCCCCUGAUCAUUGCACUGCACUACAGCCUGGGCAACAGAAUGAAACCAUGUCUCAAAAAAGAAAAAAAAAAUCCAUGACGCCUUAACAUUUGUACUAUUUUAUUUUGUUUUCUCAAUUUUGUGAGAUACAAAUUUUUCAAAGAAAUAGAGUGCUGAAAGACUAGCCCUCUGAGACUAGAUUUUAAAGACUUAAAAACUCUACAGUUGUCAAGUAGCAUACCCAAACAAGUAGCGUACCUAAACUCAUAUCUUGAGAUUCUCAAAUACAUGUUUCUUUUAAUACUUUAUACCAGGGUCGCCGGCUUGAUAUGACAGUUACGCCAAAAUGUAUUUAUAAUAUGGGCAUUUCUGGCUGAUUAUUGAUUGCCUGCAGCAUCUCCAAAAUUCAGCCAAACUUGUUUUUAAAACUGAAAAGUACAAUUCUUAUGUUUAUGGCUAUGUCUUUACCAGCUUGAAGACAAGCACUUUGUUUUAUUAAUUUUCGUGUCCUUCAUAGUGUCCAUAAUAAGGACUCAGAAAAUAUUUUGGGGAUGAAUAAAAGGUAUAUUGUGAUGUUUGGUUGAAUUGGGGGAAAAAACUGAUACAGUCACCUCAGAAACUUUUUUAGGAGGCUGUACACAUUUUCAGUGCACUCAGAUAAAGAUAGUUUUUUGUUUGUUUAUUUUUGUUUUUGUGUUUUUUUUGAGACAGAGUCUCUUGUCCAGGCUGGAGUGCAAUGGCAUGAUCUCGGCUCACUGCAACUUCCACCUCCCGGAUUCAAGUGAUUCUCCUGCCUCAGCCUCCCGAGUAGCUGGGAUUAUAGGUGUGUGCCACCACACCCAGCUAAUUUUUGUAUUUUUAGUAGAGACGGGGUUUCACCAUCUUGGUCAGGCUGGUCUCGAACUCCUGACCUCAUCAUGUACCCGCCUUGGCCUCCCAAAGUGCUGGGAUUACAGGCGUGAGCCACUGUGCCCGGUUGUUUGUUUUGUUUUACACUUUAAAUUGGUGGAACCAUUGCCUCAAUUUCCCACUUCAUUUUUGAUGUCAUGCCUUGGAGAGAGAAGCUUAAAGUAGGUGCUGGAGAUGACAGUCACCUGUAUGAUAUGCUUCUGGAUAUGUUUGUUUGGGCUUAGAUAUUCCAGAUGACCCACAACAAAAGGGUCAUCUAGAGUAUCUAAACACAAUUUUAAUGAGAAUGUGUAGAGAGUGGGGUUAUGACAAUUUAGGUCUUCAUAAUUCCUCCCUUCAUGUCGACAACCCUUGUGGAAUACAUAUUUCUAUACUUUUUCUAUCAGGCGAUUCAAGGAUAAUACCAUUUGGUUCCCAAAUGUGACUGCUUAUCAGUAUCACUGGUAUAGUUUCAAAGGAAAUUGAGAUUCUCAACUUCUACUCUAAACAUAGAAAAUAUUUAGAUUUAGGAUUAGAAAAUAUUGGGGGAAGUCCAAGGCAUCUGUGACUGUAAUAACACUUCCUCGAAUUCCAAGGAUCAGUCAGGUUUGGGAAGUUCUGGUUUCAAUAACUUGUUCAAGGUCACACAGAACACUAAAUAGAGCCAGAAACUAACUUAAGUCUUUUGAGUCCAAGUUAAAUAUCUUUUCAUUGGACUUCUGCUGUCCUUUUACUGACAGUAUAUGAUAGGGUAGGAUGAAGAGGUGGGGAGAAAAGUAGCAAUUUUCUUUUUUUUAUGUUUUUUUUUUUUUUUUUGAGACGGAGUUUCGCUGUUGUUACCCAGACUGGAGUGCAAUGGCAUGAUCUCGGCUCACCGCAACCUCCGCCUUCUGGGUUCAAGCAAUUCUCCUGCCUCAGCCUCCCGAGUAGCUGGGAUUACAGGCGCGCACCACCAUGCCCAGCUAAUUUUUGUAUUUUUAGUAGAGACGGGGUUUCACCUCGCUGACCAGGAUGGUCUCGAUCUCUUGAUCUCGUGAUCCACCCGCCUCGGCCUCCCAAAGUGCUGGGAUUAUAGGCGAGAGCCACCGCGCCCGGCCCUCUUUUUUUUUUAUUUUUAUUUUUUCCCAUAUUACAUGGUUUUAAGAUUAAAUGAGCUAACAUCCAUGGAGUGCUUAGAACAGUAUCUGGCACAUAUUAAUUAAAUGUAACUGUUCAAUGAAUAAGUAUUGUCCAAUCACGGCAUUCACUUUGGGUUAAAUUAGAAUAUCAACUUUUUCUGUGAAGAAAAAAGAAUGUAUGUAGAUAAAGAUGGAAUCUUUAGCUUUUAUUUGUCAUGGAAGCCCUGAAUUUAUAUAGCUGAAAAUAUUUAUAUAUUGUUUCUUUUCAUCUUUUUUGAUAUAUUAAGAAAAUUUUAGUGAUAUACUUAUUAAAUAAAAUUGGAUGUAUAGCUGUGUAGUAUUUUUGUAUUCUCUAAUUUAGGUUUAAGAUAAGGAUUUUACAUUGUCUUCCUAUCACUGAACUAGCUCCAAAAUUGAUUCUUAUUGGCAUAUAAUUAAGUAUUCAGUUUUUAGAAGUCAUUGCUUGGAUUGAUCUUCCAGAUGAAAUAUUUACCUUAGCAAGGAAAUAGAUAUGCUUUGUUCUAUUUUAUUCCCUUAUUUCUCUGGAAGUUUUUUCAGUCUUUCAAUCCUGAACAAGUUUUUAUACUUGUUAUAAAUAAAAUUAUGCAUUUUCAUUACUAGUAAGUGAAGAACCCAAUUUAAUGCUUUAAAAUGUUCUUUGAUACACUUGGACAAAGUCUGAGAAAAUAUGCCUUGGUCAGUACUUGUCACUAUGAAAAUUGACAUCCAUUUUAGUUUUUGUUCAGUUUUAUAAGUUGUAUUAUUUUUGAGGGAUUACCCCAUGCUCAGCAUCAAUUUCAAGUGGCUCCUGUAUUCUUUUAAUGUGUGUGUGGGGGGGGGGGGUGUACACACACAAUUUCUUCAUUCAGAAUGCUGAUUUAAUUUUAAAAUAUGCUUCAUUAAAAUGAAUUAUUAUAUCAUGAAUUGAUGGAUUUAUCCUGGAAAAGGGUAGAAGUAGAGAUAGACCAGAACAGAAGAUAUUUAGAAUGUCAGGAGGGAUCUGGCAGGUAGAAUAGAUCAGACUAACAGAGAAGCCAAAAGAAGAAUCAGAUAUCAUCAGUGAUGAAGCAGCUACUGUCUGAAUCCAGAGUCAGCCAAGGAAAUGGGGUUCAAUUACCACUUGUGAAAUAUUUAUGGUAUUUCAGACAGUGUACAAGGCACUAACCAAAACAAGAUAUGGCUGGCUGGGUCCCAUGAAUCUAGGUAGUUUGAGUCUUGAGAGUCAGAGAAAAUAGUACUAAUAAGCAGGAUAUUUAUAUUACCCUGUAUUUCUAUACUUACUUUAUUAUAAGAAUUCAAUUAAUAAUAUGAGAUAGUGCAUGUUUUUACUUAUAAUCAAACUAACAAGUUUUGAAAUAUACUCAUUCCUUCCUCCAUUCUUUUUACAAUAGAGGCCAUCAUUCAAUAUGUAUUCUAGGUCUUGGCUACUCCUGUCUAUUAGGGACUUUGGUUCAUCAAUUAUUCUCUUUCUGUUGUGUCUUCAGCCUCUCUUUACUGGUUUCUUGCCAUUAGCAUUCUCGUUUGUUUAAAAUGUCUUCAUGCAUAUCCUCCUCCUAGCUUCUGCUCAAAUUCUCCUUUCUCCUGAAGAGAAUUUUUGAGAGAAUUAUCUAUGCUAGCUUAUCACCAAUUCCUCACCUCCAAGUUACCUUCAACCAUAUAUAAUUAGACUUUUACCCCCAAUACUGCUGUGAAACUACUCUUAAUAAACUUGCCAACAUCAUUCCUACUUUGAGAGAUAUCUUAGUUGUUACUGUUUCAACAGCAUUUGAAGCUGUUGACCAUUCUUUCCUUUCUGAAACAAUCUUUUUUCUUGGCUUCUGUGAUACCAUCCAUUAACUAUUUCAUUGUCCUUUGUAUGCUUCUGUCUUUGCUUAAAUAUUGUCACUCCAAGGAAUUCUAAGGCUCUUAUCACUGUAGUCUAGUCUCCACAUUCUUUGGAUGAUCUCAUCUAUACCCACGGUUUUAUAGGCCCGUGGCUUUGCUUUCUAUAUUUUAGUGACUUCUAGCUAUAAGCUCACUCCUAAGCUUGAAAUCUAUGUAUUUAAUUCCCUAUCUCAUAUCUUGCGUGUUUUGUACUCAAGCCAGGCAUGUCCAAACGGAACUGAUGGUAGCCAGAUGACCAAAGCCAGAAAUCUAAAUGUUUGCUUCGAAUUUUCUCUCUGCUUCUUACACAUCCACUCAUUCACCAGGCUGUGCUAAAUCUGCUGCCUCAUUAUUUCUCAGAAUCACUCAUUUAAAAUCUGUUUCCACUGCUGCUUUCCUAAUCCUAGCCAUUAUUACCGCCUUGCUAUUGUUGCAGUGUAGAUUCAAUGGAUUCAGACUUUUUCUGCUCUGAACUCAGUCUUCAUGGUGCAACAAUCAUGAUCUGGGAGGCAAAUGUGAUAACUCCUCUGCUUAAACUACUUUAAUAUUUCCCUUAAUCUCCGGAUAGUCUGGAAUGGCAUGUCUUUCUUACUAGGAGGGCAAGAACUCUGUUUUAUGUGCUGUUAUUAUGCCUAUAUUGGCUCAAUUUGAUUCUUUUAAGAUGAAUCAUGGGAAAGUAUUAUGAAGGAAAGUGCCUUCUGUGUUAAUCAAGAGAUAGGUUAUACUGCAGUAGCAGAAAACCUCAAAAUCCUAGUGGCAUAACAUCACAAAAGCUUAUUGCUUGCUCAUGCUACAUGUACUCUCCUCACUGUUACCUAAGAACCUACCCGUUAGAAGGUUCUUUCCUUCUCACUGUUACCUAGGAAGCACCAAGUGACGUGUGCUUUCACAGUCACUGCAGGUAACUGCCAGGUACAGAUCUUGCACUGGUUGUUAAAGUGACAUACUUGCACUCAUAAUUCAUUGACAAAGCAAGUCACAUGUCAUACCUAUGCAAAGCAGAUAAUCAAACCAUAUGUCCGGAAGGAGAGGGAAACAUACCAUUUCUAUAUAGCCCAAUGAUAUCAUGCCCUCUAUCCUAGUUGAGACUCUUUUGGUGGCAGGUGACAUAAAACCAGCUCAAUCUAGCUAAGGAAUGAUGAGAAAAAUAUCCCUUCAAAUUUGAAAAGGGAAUGAAAGACCAAUGUGGUGGCUCAUGCCUGUAAUCCCAGCACUUUGGGAGGCUGAAGUGGGAGGACUGCUUGAGGCCAGGAGUUUAAGACCAGCCCAGGCAACAUAUCAUAGUUUUGUUUUUGUUUUUUGUUUUUGGGAUGGAGUCUCCCUCUGUUUCCCAGGCUGGAUUGAGGCUCACUGCAAUCUCUGCCUCCCGGGUUCAAGUGAUUCUCCUGCCUCGGCCUCCUGAGUUGCUGGGACCACAGGCACACACCACCAUGGCCAGGUAAUUUUUAUAUUUUUAGUGGAGAUGGGGUGUCAUCAUGUUCGCCAGGCUGGUCUCAAACUCCUAACCUCAAGUGAUCUGUUCACCUUGGCCUCCUAAAGUGAUGGGAUUACAGGUGUGAGCCACAGUGCUCGGCCUCGUUUAUUAAAAAAAAAAAAAUUAGGGCCAGGCAUGAGGGCCUGCAGCUGUACUCCCAGCUAUUCAGGAGGCUGAGGCAUGAGGGACUGCUUGAGCUCAGGAGUUCAAGGUUACAGUGAGCUAUGGUUGCACCACUGCACUCGAGCCUGGGCAACAGAGCAAGACACUGUUAAACAAAAGAGGGUGAGGAGGGGAAUCAUAAGACAACAGAUCAUAAAAUUGAAAAAAGUUAAGUGAAAAUGCAGGAGUAUACUUGGGCCUCAGUGGUAACUGGAACCAGGACUCUUUCUCCAAAUCUUGUCUCUGUUUCUGUAGGUUUACUUCACUUCCCUCCAUUUCAGAAUGAAUGACUGUUCACAUGGCCACUGAUAUCUCCCAGUCCUCAUACCGCAUGGCUGCCACCACACCAGAGAGGGCUGUCUUUUGGUUUUGUUUUUCCAGUUUCCUUAGUAAAUCUUGGGUUGAAGCUCUGAAUGGUUUGGUGGGAGUCAUGUGUCCGCUAUUAGACUAGCCAUCUAGGAGCCAGGAGAUAAAGUCAUAGAGCACAACCAUGAUGCCUGUACUCACCCCUCAAAGUGCCCGUGAUGGUUAAUUUUAUGCAUCAGCUUGGCUGGGCUGUGGUAACUAGCUAUUUAAUCCAACUCUAAAUGUGGACGUAGAGGAAUUUUGUAUAUGUGGUUAACACCUGCAAUCAGUUGACUUUAAGUAAAGGUGAAUACCCACAAUAGUGUAGGUGACCUCAUCCAAUCAGUUGAAGGCUUCGCAAGCAAAGACUGAGGUUUCCUGGUGAAGAAGAAAGUCUGCCUCGAGAUUGCAACUCCUGCAGCACUUCCGGCCUGCCCUGUGGAUCUAUGGAUUUUGGACUUGCUGGUCUCCACAAUUGUGUGAAUCAAUUCAUUAAAUCUAGACAGCUAUAGAUAUAUCUACAUAUCUCUGUCUGGAAAGCUCUGACUGCUUCAGGGACAAUUCCAGGAUAUGAUGGAAUCACUGUAAUUUGAGCCAGGUGGCUACCCCAACAGAGUAUCAGUGACGGGAACAGGGAUGACACACAGAGGAAAGGGAAAGAAAAAAAGGGAAGCGAGAAUAGGAAAAAGUACAUGUGGUAAAUAAUAUUAGAAUAUGGCUAUGCAUGACUCAAAAGGGACUGGCUUUAAGUUACCUAACUUCGUCCUGAUGCAUCAUGAGGAUUCACAAAACCAUAAUAAAUAUAUUGAAAUUGUCA
Molecule: messenger RNA, 10620 nt
Organism: Callithrix jacchus (white-tufted-ear marmoset)
Lineage: Eukaryota; Metazoa; Chordata; Mammalia; Primates; Cebidae
Source: RefSeq, a predicted model, not a curated record